CCCCCUCGCCCCCCCUCGCCCACCCCCAAGCCUCCCCCAACAGCCUUCAUUCCUGUCGUGGGUCUUCCGUCCCUGCCUCGUGCCUCGCCCUCUCCACUUGGGCUAUCCGCAAUCAGUCGGCUGAGGCUGAAGUGUGUGUGGGCCUCCGAUCUGCAACAGCUUCCUUGUCCCUUCGCGUCAAUUACCGCGCCAGCCAGCCAAACCAUCGCAGCGCUUUUUACUAGUGCAGCGCAGGAAAGUCCAUCGUCACCGACCCAUCACCUUUUUCAAUUCUGCGCCGUCGCCACGCCUUUCCACUCCCAACUCUUGUCCCAUUCACCCACUGUGGACACCACUCCAAAUUCCACUUCUCCCGUCAAAAGGUACCCGCCGACGGACGCGAAUCGACUGUUCAUCGCAAUCCCCCACACAGGCUCCACCCUACAAAGCUUCUUCGUGGGCCAUCCUUCCUUACCUUGCGACGUUAGCCCAACGGCCCUCCUUGGUGUGCAUACCCAGCCGUUGCACACGUUACUCCGCUUCUGA
Molecule: messenger RNA, 525 nt
Organism: Bipolaris zeicola 26-R-13
Lineage: Eukaryota; Fungi; Ascomycota; Dothideomycetes; Pleosporales; Pleosporaceae
Exons: 1
Source: RefSeq, a predicted model, not a curated record